Fonticula alba is the source of this 8259-nucleotide messenger RNA. RefSeq lists its product as hypothetical. The transcript is spliced from 19 exons. Gene Ontology annotation, biological process: Golgi to plasma membrane transport; exocytosis. The record is from RefSeq and is a predicted model, not a curated record. Lineage: Eukaryota; Rotosphaerida; Fonticulaceae. Gene Ontology annotation, cellular component: exocyst. Bases 1 to 8259 code for a protein of 2752 amino acids.
AUGCCUCGCGUCGACGAGAUCCUGGCCCUGCUGGACCCGGUGGCCACAAGCGUCGUCGAGUAUGCGGUUGGCGUGCGCGAUGGCACGCACAUGGUCCCGGCCGUCGAGGACUUCCCCCUGUCUGGCAGGCCGCGCCCGGGGGCCGGCACCGAGGGGGCCCGUGAAAACCUUCCUCCCGGCCCGGCCGGGGUGGCGGCCCUGCAGCAGGUCCUCGGCGCCCUGGAGGACGCCUUCGCCGGGCUGGACGCGGCGGUGGGCGCGCUGGUUGAUGGCGGCGGCGGCGGCGGCGGCGGCGGCGGCGCCCGGCCCACGCCGGCCCCGAUCGCCCGGCCCCCGGCUCCCGGGGCCGAGCCGGGUCCCCUCUUCCAGGACAUCAGCACCGGCCAGCCGCAUCCCCUGCCGCUGGACUUGACAUCGGCCCCGGCGCAGGUGGUCAUCGAGCAGGCGAUGGCGGCGCCCGGAGGGCCGGUGGGCGGGCCGGCCCCGGGGCCCGACCGGCCGCCGGGGCCCGUCAGUGCCGGGGUGUCCCUGCGUCGGGGAUUUCUCCUGGGCCUAGUGGGGCUGCUGGCCGGGACGGACGUGUUCGCCGGGCUGGCCCCGGCGGCCGGGCGCCUGAUGCGUCUGCUCCUGGGCCAGGUGCCCGGGCUGGAGGCCGACCGGCUUGGCCUGGAUGCCGUGUGCCACCUGCUGGACCGGGUGUCGCUGGCCGGGUGUGCCGGGGCCGGCCCCGGUGGGGGGGCCAUGUUCGCGCAGCGCCUGGCGCGGGCUUGUGUCCGUGAGUUGCGCUCGGCCGAGUGCAGUCCGAAGAUGGACCGGUUUGGGGCGCGCUGCGCGCUGGCCCUGCGAGCGCUGGCCGUCUGUCUGAGCCACCUGGCCGGCAGGACGCCGGAGGCCGAUGCGCUGCGUGUCCUGGGCGAGGCGUCGCGCUGCCUGGCGCGCGUCUUCCAGCGCUCCUUCGACCGGGGCGCGCGCGACUGGGAGCAGGUGAAUGCGGCGCGCACGCGGCAUGAGCGCCAGCUGGCCGACCGGCCGGCGGCCUCGGCCACCGGGGCCCCGAGUGCCUAUUGUGUGGCACAGGCCGGGGCCGGGGCCGGGGCCGGGGCCGGGCCGGGCCCCGCCGCGCCGGCGACACACUGCCCGAAGCGCGCCUUCCUGCUCUUCCAGCUGUUCCACGCGUCGGUGCCGGUGGCGGUGGCCUGCCUGUCGCUGGCGGUCGGCCUGGCCGAGGGGGACCCCCAGGGGCUCGGGGCGGCCGGGGCCCCGGUCACCGGGCUGGCCAUCGGCACGGGGCUCCUGCAUGCCGGGGCGCUGUCCCGGCCGGCCGCAUGCCGGGCCUUCGCCGAGCUCCGCAUCGACUGGGCCUUCAAGCCGACCCCCUUCGAGGGCCCGGCGCAUCUGGCCAAGCGCCAUGCCGGGGCCCUGCUGUCGCGGCUGGCCGCCGGGACGCUGCUCCUGCUGCCGGCCGGGGUGGCCCCUUGGGCCGCGGAUGCGGCCUUGCCCCCGGGCCCCUUGAGCCCGGGCCCCGGCAGCGGCAUCGAGCGUGGGCUGCCGGCGGCCGGGAUCCUGCCCACCGGGCUGGCGGCCGACUGUCCGGCGGUGUCCGGCCCCGGUGGCGGCCGGCUGCCGCCCCCCCUGCCCGGGCUGGGGGCUCUGCUGCAUGCGGCCGGCCGGACGGGGCUCCUGGCCGGCGGGGAGAUCCUGACCGCGGUGGCCCUGCUGGAAUGCCGGCGAGUGCGCUUCGACCGGCUGGACGCCGGGGUGGCCGGCAUGCAGCAUCCGGAAAUGCCCCCGCCGCCGGCGUCCUCGGGUCCCCCCUCUCCCGGGGCCGAGGACUUCGACUUCGAGGCCCUCCUGCAGGCGGACAAGGCCGAGCACCUGUGCUACGACGUGUUUGACCCGUAUGACCGGGGGGUUCCGUCGCUGGAUUUCGAGCCGGACUUCGGCGGCCCGGAGGAUGCUCUCCAGGUGGUGGACUUCUCCUUCGAUCCGGAAAAUGAGCCGGACCGUCCGGCCGAGGGUGACCCGGCGUGGCCGCGUGAGGGCCGAUCGGUGGCCGAUACCCUGGCCACGCUGGGCAUGGCGCCGUCCGAGCUGCUGGAGCAGCACACCGCCUCGCGGGCGCGGGCCCCGCCGCAGGUCCACCCCCUGGGCGUGGGGCUGUGGGCCCUGCUGGGCAGCCUGCCCCUGGCCUGGCCGCUGGACGCGGGGCGCCCCUGCGAGCAGGCCUGUUGCCCGGCCACCGCGCCGGCCGUCCUGCCCUGCCUGCCGACGCCGCUGCACUCGAGCCAGCGCCUGCUCCUGCUGGUGCCGGCCGCCUUUGCCCUCUUGGACAGUCCGGUGGCCCAGGCCAAUGUCUAUGGGCGGACCUUGCUGGAGUUCGCAUCGGCCGGGUGCCUGGCCGCAUGCCGGUCCGGCCGGCCGACCCCCCGGCCCCCGGGUUUGCCGUUUGUCCAGCCGGCGCUGGCGCGGGCCUCCGCCACAGGCAGCCCCUUCACCAUCACCCGCGAAAGUCGCCUGGUCAGCGAGUACCUCCGGCUGUCGGCCACGGCGUCGGAGGGGCCCGAUGCCGGCGGCCCCCACCGGCUGGCCCACUUCCACCAGCAGCUGCUCGGGCCGCUGUGCGAGUCGAUCAUCUCCCUGGCCUCCUUCGGGUCGCCGAGCUACGCCUUCUCCGCGGCCGCCUGGGACCUGGGCCUGGUGCGCGUGCUGGGCCUGGCCGAGGGGCCGGCCCGGCGGCGUGCGCUGCUGGACCUGGCCGCGCGGUGCCCCUUCCCGACGUCAAAGGGCGCCCUGCUGCUGCUGUACAAGGACUUCGACCGGCUGAGCCUCUCUUCAUCGCUGGCGACGGACCGCGCCUUCGGGGCGGGGUCCUUCGACGCCCUGGCCGGCGUGGUGGACUCCCUGGUGCGGGACAAAAUCAACCCGCCGAAGCAGCCCCGCGCCGGCGGGCCGGACCCGGCCCAGCCCCUUUCCGUUCGAGCCCUGCUGGACAAUCGGGACGUCCUGUCUGCCUUGCUGGCCAUCCUGCAGUUUGGCCUCCGGUCCGGAUUGUAUGGCUCUGAUUCCGAGUCGGCCAAUCGGCCGGCCGUCAUCCGACACAAGGUCCUCGAUCCGCUUCGGGACCUGGUCGACCGCGUCCGCCGGGACCACGAUAUGUACUCGCGCUUGGCUCGGUCCUCGGCAGCCCCAAGCAGCGGGGUCAAUCUCGACCCGCAGGGAAGUGCCUCGGCGAAUGGAAGCAAUGGCGGCGCCACGGCAGAUGGCGCCGGGGCACCGGCCUCCUCCUCCUCCUCCUCGUCGGCCUUCGCGUCGGCCUCCAUGGCGGCGCUGCAGCCCUUCUCGCCGAUUUCCGACGCGCUGACCUCCUCGGUGCGGAGGCUGCAGUUCGGCCGCCGGGGCCGAGCCGGGCCGCCGACUCCGACCGCCCCCACCCCGACCGCCGGGCGUCCGGCCUACAAUGGCGACGACAGCUCGGAUGACGAGGCCGGUGGCGGCGCAGGCAGCGGGGCGUAUGGCCGCCAUGGGGGCCGCGGGGAUGACGGCGGCGCCGGCGCCUCCGGCGGCUCGUCAUACCUCCCCUCCGGCCGGUCGCACUACACCCACUCGCAGAAGGUCAUCCGGGACUUCUACCAGCCGCUGUAUGCCGGCAACACGGAGUACGACGCGCUGCAGGUUUCCCUGGCCAUCCUCUACCACUCGGAGACACACCGGCUCCGGAAUGACCACUGCGACGUGGAGGUCAUGCCGAUCUUCCGGUCCGAGGCCAUCCCCCACCACCUGGUCCAUGCGUCGCAAUCGACCAGCCUCCUGACCAACCUGCUGGACUCGACGUGCAAGGCCCUGGACGAGAUCAUCACGCGCAACCAUGUUAGCAUUACCGACGUGCUGGUCACCUUCGGGCAGAUCACCGAUGGCGUGCGUCUGGCCGAGACCCAGCUGGAGAUCAUUUUGCGCAACCUGCGCGGGAUCAAGCACGAGCAGGCGCAAUUCCGCUUCCACCGCGAGGCGCUCGAGGCCCUGCUCUUCGACAAGCUGCGCCAUGAUACGGCCCUCUCGAUCUCGGAGAAGAUGCGCAUCAUCCAGCGCACCCCGGCGUACAUCCAGCGCCUGAUGGAUGCCCGGCAAAUUGUGGCCGCGGCCGACGUCCUGCACAUUGCCCUUAACCAGACCAGCUCCGACGAAUUCUCCGAGCUGACGGCCCUGCAGAAGCUCCAUUCGUCGCUGGGUGUGCUGUCCUCGGACCUCUUCAACACCAUCCUCGAGGAGUUGAUGGGCAUUCUCUUCUUGACGGACCGCACCACCAGCGAGGAGGCGAUGCAGUUCUUCGCCGAGUGCGCCACGCGGGAGGCGGCCCUCCUGGAUGCCGAGGUGGCCACCACCUCGGCCCUGGCCUCCUUCAUGUCCACCUCGUCGGCGGCGCGGGCGAUGGCCGGAUCGGCGGCCGGCUCGCCGGCCGGAUCGGCCCCCUCCUCGCCCGGGGUGGACGCCGAGUUCCGGACCAGCCUCCUCCUGCGCACCAAUAGCAUCAUGGCCCCGGGCGGGGGUGCCGGCGGGCCGCGCGGCGGUCGCAAUGUGGCGGCCCUCUACUCGGCGUCGCAUGGGCUCACGGCCGGCGGCCGGGACACCGAUCGCCGGCGGCCCAUCGGCCGGGCCGAGUUUGACACCGGCCCGCCGAUGCGCAAUGCCGCGCACCUGACCGACGACGUGGAAAAGCGCCACUCGCGGCAAUUUGCCAGCGUCCUGAAGAUGCUGAACCAGCAGCGGGCCGAUGGCGGGCCGGAUGCCCCGCGCGGGGCGGUCCUCCCCUCGGCCGGCGCGGGACCGGCCCCGGCGCCGGCCGACGAAGAGGAGGACAUCGAUGCCAUCCUUUUUGGGGAAUGCGCCGUCAUCGACCUGGCCCCGAGUGUGCAUGACGCCUCGGUGGCUGCCAUCGAGGCCUCCGCGCGGCAGCUCCUCAGUGAAUACCAGGCCACGCCGGACACCUCGCAGGCGACCAACUCCGCGGCCUUCCGCCAGCUGGGCCGCGCCCAUGACCCGGCCGCCACCGAGUUUGACUGGUGGAUCAGUUGCCCUCUGCGUGCGCGCAUCCGAUCGCUCAUCAAGUCCUCGGCCAAGCUCGGCCUAUUGGACUAUCUGGUGGAGAAGCUGAAUCAGUCCCUGGAAAAGAAUGUCUUCCAGAUGAUGGAGCACGCCAUCCAGCUGGCCGACCAGAAGUGCCUGUCGGGCCUGUGCCACGAGCUGCACCUGUACAUCUCGCACGAAAUCCGCUGCGCGGCCGUGGAGUUCGGCCUGAUUCCCGUGGGCUCGGCCCCGCCCAAGUCCCACAUGGACAUGUACCAGACCAUCUCGUCGAAUGCGCACGCGCGCUUCCCGCCCAUUGAGCCCAUUUGGAUUGCCAUCGAUCGGGAGCUCCGCGUUUUCAUGGACGACUACCUGUCCAUCCGGUCGAUCGAUACAAGCUCCACCCUGGCCGCGACGAUGGCCUCGCUGUCGGAAAUGUCCAAGACCAUCACGCAGAACAUCUCCGACUCGGGCGGCAUCUUCGGCUUCAAGCGCCCGCAAACGGUCGCCAAGAAGCCCGGUGCCUCCGUGGACUCCAUCAAUGCCCAGGGCCGGGGGCUCCUGAAGUUGGCCAACUCGCGCGCAUCGCUGGCCGUGACCGACCACCUGCGUGCCCACUCGACCAGCUCUCAUGGGCUUCUGCACACUCUCGGGCCCGACGCCGAAUCCGGCACAUCGGCCGGGCAGACCGGUGUCACUGGGCAUCGCCUGCUGGCCAUGCCGAAUGCCUGCCUGACCAUCGUGGUGACGGGCCCCAUUCGGUCCUUCACGGAUGUCUGCUUCCGCCGGUGCAAGGCCUCGCUGUCGAUUGCCCCGCCGGAGUUUGUCCCCUCGAACUAUGGGAAGUUGGCCAUGGAGAAGUUUUACUUUGCCAUCGGCGGCAGCAUCAACACCUUGGCGGCCAAGCGACCGGCGCCGGGGCCGGCGGGCGGGAGCCCCGGCCUCGGGGGCGACUCCUCGGCCGGGCCCGGGGCCGGGCUCGGGUCCACCGGGUCGGGCUCCCCGGGCUCGGCCGCGGUCCUCGGCUUCAGCGACUACCUGCGGCGCUUCAUGAUGGAUGCCUUCCUGCCGGCGCUCUUUUCCCGAGCGGAGACCAUCUCGUUGGAGAUUUUCCAAGAGGUCAACCGCCUGUUCGAGUACAAUGCCGGGGCCGGGCCGGCGGAGGUUCACGCGGGGGCCCUGCCGGCCGGCAGCCUGGCGGCCCUGAGCGCGGAAAGCCCGGUGCCGGAGGUGUGUCCGCAGCCGAGCGGACCGCCGGUCCUCCGGUCGGCGGCUCGGCUGCUGGCCAUCCUGGCCGAGCUGGCCUUCGUGUCGUCGCGGUCCGAGCGCCUGGGCCUGCCGGCCGAAUGUCGGGACUCCAUCGUCCAGCUGGCCGUGGCCCUGGUGAAGAAGUACUACACCCUCGGGCAGAAUAUCCUUUCGCGGGCCAGCAACAAUCUGCUGGUGUCCGGCAUCGAGCAGGCCUCGUAUGACAUCCUGCCGAGCGACCUGCAACCCUCGGCCGACCGGCUGGAGCAUCUCUUCAAAAACAUCUGCGUGAAUGACUUCCUCACCGCGGACCAGCUGUGCCGGCGCGACUUCGACGAGGACCGCGCGCGCAUGCGGUCCAUUCGCAAGACCGAGCAGCCGGACUACCGAAACAAGCCGGCCCAGCAUGCGGACUUCGGCCGGUCGCACAUUGGCUCCGGACCGACGUACUACUCCCCGGGCGCGGUGUCCCCCUUCUCGGCAUACGACGACGGGUCGACCGUCCUGUCGGAGGCGGCGCUCAAGUUCGAGCUGAGCCCCGCCCGCAUGGAGACCCUGGCCAUCAUUUCCCACAGCAUGAACUGGCUCUACUCGCGCAUUUCUCUCCUGCGCUUUGGUGGCGGUGACGCGGCGGCCGCGACCGCCAGUCGCGGCAGCAAGGGCCCCGCGGCCACCAUCGCCGCCGAUGCCUUUGCUCUCAGCCACCAGCAGUCCCUCGGCACGCAUGUGGUCGACGGCGCGGUCAAGCUCUUCAUCAGCCUGUCCACCAACUUCAUCCCCGGCAUCCCGCAGGGCGACGCCGUGGCCAACACCAUCCAGCCGUCGCUGCCGCUGAACCGCUCGGAUUUGGCCGGGCUCUAUUUUGUGCCCCACACAAACAGCACCUACGAAACCUCCUUCACAGCCCUCCUGAACAACCUGCACUCCCUGGCCAAGCGCUUCCUCUUUGUCGUCCGGUCCUCGAUCCUGCGCAUGGCCUGUGUAUACGCCUCGCGAGGGAUCCGCCGUGGCGACUACACCCCCCACCGGGGCGUGCGCCAUGGUGUCGAGGCCGAUGUCAACAUCCGGACCAUCUGCUCGGCCCUGCAGGGGACCUUCGCCCUGCUGCAGCCGACCCUGGCCCGGCCGGCGCUGCGCUUCGUCUUCUACGGCCUGCCGAUGUGCAUCGCCGAGUCCCUGAUCGACAGCUCGCAGUACAUUCACUACAUCAACCGCCAGGGUGUUUUGCGGCUCACACUCAAUGUCUUCUACAUCCAGCAGCACCUCGGGGCGAUUUUCGCCGAGGUCCCGGUUCCGGCGGGCACCGGCCGGGUGGUGGCCGCGGCCGACCCCAUGGCCGGCGGUGCGUCGCCCGCCUUCGGCGAGCAUCCCUCCCUGGCCCGGGCGCUUGCCCUCUUCCAACUGCUCUACCUGGACGCCAACUCGGUCAUCGCGCUGGUGGCGUCGGCGGCAUCCCGGCGGCGGGGCGGCCUCGGCAGCGCGGCCGCCGGCCACGGGUCCCCAUGCAGCAGCCUGGUCUCGACGCCGAAUCUGCUGGGGUCGCGGUCGCCCGGCGUGCGCGACAUGGCCAGCAUGCUGAUGGACCCGAGCGACGAAGGCUCGUCCAGCGGGGCCGCCAGCGGGGCCGGCCCGUCGAUCGGCCUGCUCGGGGUCGACCCGGCCGGCACCGGGGCCGGGUCCAUGUCCCUGCUGAGCGACGUGGGCCUCGGCCUCUUCGACUUCGACCUCUAUCACUACCGCAUCGUGGUGGACUUGAUCUACCGGAACUUCCACCUCCUGCAGCCGGACCUGGCCACGUCGCUGCCGCGGCUGCUGGCCACCGAGUCGGCUGCCGGGGCGACGACCCCUCCGGUCGACACUGCCCUGCUCAGCGCUCGGCCCACGUACGACGAGCAGAUGCAGACCCUGGAACGGGCCUUCUCCGGCAUGCCGACCAUCGCCUCGCCGUGA